AUGGCCGGGCCUUUUCGAGUACCUCGACUAUUCACCUUGCUUGUUUGUUUCCAGAUCUUGCUACAGCUGGUUCCUGCGGCUAGUGUUGCGUUAUCACAGUUUCCGGAUACCGAUGUAGUCAUCAUAUCGAACAAUGAUCUUGAUCCGUCAAAUCCAAACCGAGCAAGUGCGCUAUAUCUCACGCACAGAUUCAGCUGCGCAGAGGCGGCCAUAGCAUGCGCGCAGCUCCAGGAGACACUUCUUCCUCCACCUCAAAGCACUGGACUUACAGUGACCAACCCGUCGGCAGCUCUGACAUCCGAGAGACAUGGCGCUGCAAUUUCUGCGUCUCAGCAAAUUUGGAUCGCUGGUACCGACGCUGCCUAUUGCUCCGUCUUUACGCCCAGCUACCAAUACACGGACCAUUAUUCUUCAUCGACAGCUGAUUCGGUCAACUUCGACGAUCGCCUCCCAGUGCUCUGCACCAAUUCUGCUCCGCUCACCAGGUCGAAUGUCACAUCUGACAUAUCGCGCCAGAUCGACUUACCUACGUCGUCCGCUGGCAUCCUGACGGGCUUUCGCGACAAGUUUACUUGGCGUUUCCUCGGGAUCAAGUACGCCAAUCCGCCAAUUGGCGCGGCGAGAUUUCAGCCGCCGGUUCCUCUCAUAGUGGAACGCGAUACCGCGAGAUCUGCCUUAGCAUAUGGGCCAGCAUGUGCACAGCCGCCUGACCCCGACAAUGGGCAUGAGUGGUAUGACGUAGAGGACUGUUUACAGUUAAAUGUGUAUUCGCCUGUCGUUAUCAGUGGGUCGGCUGGCGACGGAAGCGCGCCAAAGCUUCCUGUUAUGUUCUUCAUUCACGGUGGAGCUCUGAAUACCGGGGACAGUGGGCCAAUCCCAUUUAAUAUGACCACCAGUGGUUAUGUCGGGCCCUCGAUAUCCAACAUUUUUGACGGAACAAACAUGGUCUCAUACAAUGGCGUAGUCCUUGUGACAAUCAACUAUCGAUUGAACGCAUUCGGAUGGUUCAACGCUUCAAAUGCAGCAUUGAAAGAUGCGCUGCUGGCAUUACAUUGGGUGCAGGAUAACAUUGAGGCAUUUGGCGGAGAUCCAACCAAAGUUCUCAUUUUCGGGGAAUCCGCAGGUGGAACAAUGACGAGAUAUUUACUUGGAACGAAUCCAGAGUACACUGAUGGCUUGUUCAAUGCCGCAGUGCUCGAAUCCGACUUCUCCAUCAGCAAUCCGUUCUAUUCCCCAGAGCUUGCUCUGGAUACGUCACUUACUCUCGCAAAAGGUCUUGGGUGUGCCUCCAAUUCAUCUACCGUCUUCAACGAGACUAUGGCUAUUUGCGUUAGAGACUUACCCACCGAAGAAAUUGUGGCCGCAUCAUAUGAUCUUGGCAUCUCUUGGGACAUUGUGGUUGAUGGCAACUAUGUAUUAGCCGAUAUUGCGACAAGCAUUCGGGAUGGCGAUUAUGCGCGUGUGCCGACGAUAUGGUCAACAAACGAAUGCGAGUACUGCUUCUUCCUGCCGGCCUCGAUUCCAGCAAAUGCUUCGCCGUCUGCAUUUCCAAACAACUUGAUGGACUUCUUCAACGAGACUCAGGCGCAGGCCAUCAUGGACGUAUCCGGGGGAGCAGAUACUCUGUAUCCCUACGAGGUUGCGCCUUCGGAGGACGGCAUUUCCGGCGCGGUUCUACAGCUGGCACAGCUCAUGACAGACUGGUACUUGCAUUGUCCCAUGCUGUACCUCUCGUCCCUCGCGACUAACACGAGCAAUCCUGGAAACAACUACAAAGUCAUGUUCGCCGUAGGACUGGGCUCGACGAUCACCGCGAACCCGAGGACGUGCGUGGGACAGGUAUGCCAUGCUGACGAGCUGUACUGGGUCUUUGCAACGGCGGAGACGGAUAAUCUGUACCAGCCGCUGACCGCUAGCGAGGUGGCAACGACGCAAGAGGUCAAUAAGCGGUGGACGUCCCUCGCGUGGACAGGGAACCCGAAUUACGAGGGCGCGGUUGUAGAGUGGCCGCCGUAUACGGGCGACAACGAGGUUAUCAUCAAUGCGACUGCCACAGAGACUAUUCAGUCGUACCGAGUCGCUCAAUGCGAUUUCAUUGAGAGCAGGCUCGGACUAGUGUUUGGGGAUCAAUAA
This is a messenger RNA of Fibroporia radiculosa, 2133 nucleotides long. RefSeq lists its product as uncharacterized. The coding region runs from base 1 to 2133 and encodes 710 amino acids. The transcript has 6 exons. The record is from RefSeq and is a predicted model, not a curated record. Lineage: Eukaryota; Fungi; Basidiomycota; Agaricomycetes; Polyporales; Fibroporiaceae.